Pieris napi is the source of this 4201-nucleotide messenger RNA. Its product is annotated as SID1 transmembrane family member 1-like. Gene Ontology annotation, cellular component: membrane. The coding region runs from base 192 to 2753 and encodes 853 amino acids. The transcript is spliced from 20 exons. The record is from RefSeq and is a predicted model, not a curated record. Lineage: Eukaryota; Metazoa; Arthropoda; Insecta; Lepidoptera; Pieridae.
UUGAUGUCUGUUGCAACUUGCAACAUUUGUCUGAGUUUUGUUUUAAAUUUUAUAAAUGCUAAUUGAUUUAAGAUUCGUAAGCUAAAAUUCUACAUUCUUCAUGAUUUGUAUACCUUUCGAAAUAUAAAGUGCACAUACAUUUGUAUAAAUCCCUUCUAAGUUAAUUUAUUAAAUGAGACAUUUUAUUAACAAUGAGUUAUUGGUGGUUGAAAACCUGUGUAAUUUUAAAUGGAUUUUGCCUUUGUUUUGGUCUAAACAGAGAUGAAAUUAUAUUUCACUACAACAAUACAUAUAAGUAUAAUGAGCCAUAUACAGUUGCAGUCAGUAAAAACACAGAAUACAUAAUGGAAUUUGGUGGUGACUUUGAAGCUUAUGAUACACCAGCACGGGUGACAGUUGCAAGUGAUUUUGCCAAUCAAACAUAUCCGUUGUUCAUAACAGCAAGGCAACAGAAAGGUGUGUUUUCAUGGCAGUUACCAAUGACAGUGCAAACCCUAAACGGAUUGGAAAAGUUUACAAAUAUAUCAAGGACACUCUGUCCUCACAAUAAUAUAUUUUCAGAAGACGAAGACACAUGUCUCAGUGACAAAUGGAUAAGGGUGUACUGCGGGCCUUUGAUACAUAUGACAUCACUAAACACUCCAAUUGUCCAUCUUACAUCUUCAUCUCCGGAUCCUAUCAGUGUUACCAUACUAGUGGAGACAGUUGAAGAUUUUUACAUAAAACUCAACACAACAACAAAUUUAACCAGUACACCAAGCCAGCCUAAAUAUUACUUUUACCCAUUUGAUCAGCGCAAAAAUAAAAUUGUUGAUAUGGCAACACCGAGUGAGAGAAAGAAGUAUCUCUGCUCGGGGGAAAAGGGGCUUUUGAACCAUAACCUGGACAUAGACUAUGGAUGGUUGUCAAAACCAAAAAGUGUUAUUUUAAUGAUUGAAUCUGAUGAUGAUAUUUGUGCUCUUGUUUCGAUACAGAAUUUUGCGUGCCCAGUAUUUGAUAACGAAAGAGAUAUAUUGUAUGAUGGAUAUUACCUCACGAUGACUAGACGAGGUGGAAUCACGCUUACUCAAGACAUGUUCCCGAUAGGCUUUUACAUCGUGUUCAUAGUGAAGACCUCUGAUGAGGACUGUAGUGGUCAAUCCGUAUCUAAUGCAACUUUACCAAAAAUGGCUCAGUAUUUCGGAUGGGACGACAAAGUGAGUGUACCAACGAAUGAUGGCAGAGUCAAGAGUUUUAGUCUCCGAGUCAUUGAAACAAUAUCAUAUAGAGAAUAUAUGAUAGCUGCCGGAACAGCUCUUGGGUUUUUCCUGUCUUUCUAUAUAGCUUUCAUAAUAGUGAUUGUUUGUCAAAGACGAAGACGAGAUCAGGAAACACUUCUGCCGCCAAUUACGCCGCACGACAAUUCGCAAGUGUCGUUUAUAAGUCCAACACUAGAUGGCAGUAGCGGAAGUCGAUACUGCGCAGGCGAUCUACCCACUAAGACAGAUGGCAGUUCAUCAUCCGACACCGAUUCCGAUUUAUCGACUGUGGACGAUGUAAAUACUGAAAGUAAUUUAUACUUGCAAGGGAAUAAGCUGUGUGUCGCUAAUCUUUCUAGAUGCCGUCCACGUGUGUUGUCAGCGAGGUCUAAAAUGUAUCUUUGGAAUGUUUUGACUGUCGCAGUGUUUUAUACGUUACCCGUAAUACAACUCGUCAUUACUUAUCAAAGGUUACUGAACCAAUCGGGAAAUCAAGAUCUAUGCUAUUUCAACUUCCUAUGCGCGCAUCCGCUCAUUGUUCUAUCUGACUUCAAUCAUGUGUAUUCAAACCUCGGUUACAUUUUACUGGGAUUCUUAUUCCUUAUAGAAGUUUGGAAUCGACACAGGAAAUAUGUGGAUGUCAAUCUCGGUAUACCCCAACACUUUGGUCUUUUAUACGCGAUGGGAAUUGCUCUGGUCAGCGAAGGUCUCCUCUCAGCAGCGUACCACGUGUGUCCCAAUAGCAUGAAUUUCCAAUUUGACACGUCGUUUAUGUAUGUUACGAGCGUGCUGUGUAUGGUGAAGAUAUACCAAUCGCGUCACCCGGACAUCAAUGCGCGAGCGCAUGCCACAUUUGGAGUUCUUGCUUUGAUUAUAUUUAUUGGGUUGGUGGGAGUACUAAAUGCUAAUUUCUACUUCUGGGUGGCAUUUACCGUUCUUCAUCUGGUCACUUGCUUGGUGCUCACUUUCCAGAUAUAUUAUUUGGGCAGGUUUCGAUGGGAAGGGGCCGUGAUAUACAAAGCGCUGACAGAGUUCGUUCGGCAACCGUUAGCGGCCGUUACGCCCACGCAUUGUGGAAGGUGUGUGUUGCUAGUCAUCGCCAAUCUUGGUAACUGGGCUAUCGCUGCCUAUGGUGUAACUCAGCAUAGCCGCGAUUUCGCGUCUCAUCUUCUUCUAGUGUUGAUGAGUAAUCUGUUCCUUUACACACUAUUCUAUAUCGUUAUGAAACUCUUGCAUCGCGAAUCGAUUCGAUGGUAUAGCUGGGUGUUCAUCGCUUUGACAUAUACAGUGUGGUUCAGUUCGAGUUAUUUUUAUCUUGAUUUGAGCACUAACUGGGCGUUGACACCAGCGCAAUCUCGACAGAAUAACAAAGUGUGCAGUCUCUUACAACUCUACGAUUCUCACGAUAUUUGGCACUUUAUGUCUUCUACAGCUAUGUUUUUCUCCUUUAAUAUGUAUUUAACUAUAGACGACAGUCUCUCGCAUGUGCCCAGAGGGGACAUUGCCGUGUUUUAGGGACCAUUUAUUAUUUUUGAGUCCCAAAUCUACACCAACUGAGGCUGUCUAUGGUGCAUUUGCACAGAUUGCAAAAUUGUUUGCUUGUUUAUGAGUUGUCAAUUGUUUUCUUUCCUAUAAUAAUAAAAAGAUCUGCGUUCACUUGGCCAACGAAUUCAGACGAAGGAUUUAAGUAUUGGCGGUGCUGUAGUCGUUCUCCGUCUCCCUUGCUCUCGUAGUUAUGAUACACUGGGGGUACGUCCUUCUCCCUCGCUCUCGUUUCUUCAUGUAGCUUGUUAAGUUAAAAUUGACUGCCACGCCGCCAAGCGGCAAUUUGGGUCGCAGGAAGUUUAUCUUCAGAGCUCCCAUAAAAAUUGUACUUAUAUUCUACGUCUGAAUUCGUGAAUCCUUAAGUAAAAAGCUACCAAAUAUAAUAAUAAUGUAUUUAUUUAAACAUUUAUAGGUCCAUAUGUUUAUGAUUGUGUUAGUUACAAUAUAGAUUGACACUUGAUUGAAAGGUAAUUGAAUGAUUUUAUUAUGGUUUCUAUAAAGCAAACUUUGUAAAAAUAGCUUAGUUCUUUACGUCAACGCCACAUGUAGAACGGUUUAAUAUGACACAAUUUAGAAUAGUUAAAUACACCGACGUUUUUGCUCUCUCUAUCUCUAUUUAAGAAUCAUUUAGCAUAAGAUAAUAACAAAAAAAUGGUUUGCGAAAUUGAUUCCAGUUUGGUAGAAUUUCCAGUAUACAGGAUAUUUUUCAACGUCAUUUUAAAAAGUUUCGAUCUUUCUUAAUAACAACCUUAAUGGAAUUUGACAGAAAGAACGAAACAGUGCUUUAGUUGAAGAAGUGUUGUUUAGUUUUUAUUAAAAAUUCCGUAUUUUGUGUGCAUCCUAGAAUUUGUAGUAUAAAAUGAGACAGUUUGUCUAAGUAAGCACAUGUAAAGAUUAUCGAUUGUGUAAAUUACUUUUCGUUUUUAUUCACUUCUAAACGUUUGUAAAAAAAAUUAUGUUAUUUGUGUUAAUGCUGUGUAAACGAUGUUUUGUGUUAAGUCAAAUUCAUGAUCUCAAAUAUUCCCUUAAAAUUAUAAAUGAGUGUCUUAAUAUGUGUCUUUUAAACUAUAAUUAUGCUGAUACUGUCGCUGUAUAGAUAUAUAUAAGUUAGUCCGUUUGUCAUAUUUCUUCGUUACAAAGACGAAAUAUUGAGCCUCGUUCCCGGCGAAGCGGUAAUUUCGUUAGGCACAGAAGACUGACAUAGUGGCAUGAAAAAUAUAACUAUUAUAUUUAUUUGCGUUAAAUAUUGAUUUUAAAAUUUACCUAAUGUUUUGUAAUUUAAAUAUAGUUUAUGUAAUUAGUUAUUAAUGUACUGAGCGUGCUAUGUAGGAUUACGUUCAAAAAUGCUUGUAACAUUGUAUUGUUUUAGAAUAUUGUAUUAUGAAUUUUACUAGUCUGUAAAUAUAGUGCUAUUUGUA